AGGUGGUCCUGGGCCCCCGGGGCGCCGCGAAGGCUGCCGCGCUUGCGGCGGAGUUCCCUGGCACCGCCCGCGUGGCGGGCAGCAACCAGGAGGUGGUCGACGCGGUCGACUGCGUCGUGGUGGCGGUGCUGCCCCGCCAGGCCGAGGAGGUGCUCCGCGCCCUGACCUUCCGGGAAGGCCAGCAGGUGCUGUCCCUGGUGGCGACCCUGCCGCCCUCGCGCCUGCGCGAGCUCGCCGCGCCCGCCGCCGAGGUGGCGGUGGCCGUGCCGCUGCCGGCGGUGGCCAGGCGCCAGGGCGCGACGCUGCUGAUCCCGCCCGUGCCCUUCGCGCAGGCCGUCUUCGCCCCACUCGGCUCCUGCGUCUCGGUGGACGACGAGGCCCAGUUCCGGCGCCUUCAGAGCGUCACCGCGCUCAUGGGGGACUUCUAUGCGAGGCGGCAGCUGACAGUGCAGCAGUGGCUGGUGUCCCACGGCGUCCCCGAGGCGCAGGCCGCCGCGUGGGUCGGCGCCGACUUCGCGACCAUGGCGGCGGACAGCGCGGGCGCGGGCGCCGGCACGCUCGCCGCGCUCGUGGCCGAGCAGACGCCCGGGGGCAUGAACGAGAUGGUCCCUCGGGAGGAAGCGGAUGGCUCUUACCAGUCUCUGCUGUACUCGCUCGACGCGGUGCACCGGCGCUUCGCCACUGGCAAGGCGGACCCGGAGUUGGCCCCGGCAGUCAAACGCCAGAGGACGCAGUGAGGGCGCGCCGCGGGGGGGGCCGCGGAGAGCCCCCCCGGAGCGUGCCCUCAUCAUCGUCGUCGUCUUCGUCGUCGUCGUUGUCCCCCUCCGUCCCAUCUGGGGGGGAGGCCCGUGGGCCACGAGCCCGGGAUCAUGUGCGGCGCGCCCCGGCUCGGCGCGGGGCGCGCAGGGGAUCGCGGGCGCGCGCGGGCCGCCGCGCGGAGGCCGCAG
Prorocentrum cordatum is the source of this 947-nucleotide messenger RNA. NCBI's taxonomy places the organism in Eukaryota, Dinophyceae, Prorocentrales, Prorocentraceae. The record is from the annotation of a GenBank genome assembly.